CUAACACGAUACUUGCCAUUUACUCAUCUAACAGCUCGACGGACAUGAAAUGAUCCCUGUUGAGGCUGCUAUGCAGGUGUGGACCCAUCACUAGUCCCGUGGAUUUUUUUUGGGAGCGGACAAAACGUGUACGGUAACUCGGCCACCUCGUCGGGCCUAACGUUAGGUCUAUCAAAAGUUGCGCCGACGCGAAAAUGUGGCUUGCGAUUACGGUCAUCGAUGGAUUUAUGGCUUCAUGAUGGGAGUAUAUGUAGGAAGGCUUGCGCCUUUGUAAAUAGAAUCAUCACAGCUUCAUCAAACGGUCUUCUAUACAAGCGACUUCCAAUUGGUCAACGACGACCAUCUAGCCUAACACCUGUACUACUGUUAUAAGUACUCGACCCACGACAUUCCUGGCGACAUCGAUCAAGAUGUCGGCCCCUAACAACACUGGCGUCUUAGCCAAUGAAUCUGCCAAAGAAGCCCUGCCGUCAACCCCCAGCGAGGAGUCGAUAUCAGAGAAGUCAACACCAUCCACAGAUGCCGAAGCUUUCAACCCGGGAUGGAGAUUCAUCGCUGCCUUUGGCAGCCUGUGUGUCAUAGUUUUGAUGUCUGCACUUGACGCAACUUCACUUUCAGUCGCCCUCCCGGUUAUGGCAAGAGCCCUUGGAGGUUCUGCCAUCGAAGCGUUCUGGAGCGGAACGUCAUUCCUUCUCACCUCGACUGUAUUCCAGCCCGUCAUCGGCUCCUUCUCGCACAUCUUCGGCCGCAAGCCCCUCAUCUACCUGAGUCUGGCUUUCUUCCUCGCCGGAGCCAUUGUCGCUGCGGUGGCCAACAACUUUACUCUCAUUCUGGUUGGGCGGAGCAUCCAGGGAAUCGGUGGUGGAGGGAUCAUCUGCUUAACGGAGAUUGUGGUCACCGAUAUGGUGCCUCUGAGGGAGCGAGGGAAAUGGUUUUCCAUGUUCAGCGCCAUGUGGUCUAUCGGCACGGUCGCUGGUCCUUUGUUGGGUGGUGCCUUCUCGCAAAGCGUCUCAUGGCGAUGGGUGUUCUGGAUCAACCUGCCUUUCAUCUUCGUUGGGGGUUUGCUCAUUACCAUCUUCUUGCAACUCAACUAUAAGACGAGUUCCCUCCUCGCAAAGCUUCGACGCGUGGACUGGCUCGGCAUGUUCCUGUUCCUUACCUCGACUACUGGCUUCUUGAUUCCCAUUACCUGGGGUGGAGUUCAAUACCCUUGGGAUAGCUGGAGGACCCUGGUGCCAUUGAUCCUCUGCGCAUUCGGAAUGGCCGCCUUCAUCGUACACCAAGAAUACUUCGCCGCCGAGCCUCUCAUCCGCACCAGUGUUUUCAAGAAUCGCACGGCUGCGAUCACUUACCUCUCCGCCGUUAUCCACGGCAUUAUCCUCUGGUCCAUACUCUACUACCUUCCGCUCUACUUUCAAGCAGUCAAGGGAAUGUCACCGAUCAUGUCUGGCGUUGCCAUCUUCCCGUGGACUUUCACUGUCGCUCCAGCGGCGGGCAUUUCAGGGUUCCUCAUCGCAAAGACAGGACAGUACCGUACGAUAACGUGGAUCGGGUGGUUCCUCGCAACCUUCGGAAACGGACUGCUCGUCUACCUCAAGACUGAGACCAAAACAGUGGCCUGGAUCUUCUUGAACUUGGUCGGUGGAACAGGUGCCGGUAUGCUCUUUGCAUCUAUGGCUAUCGCGGUGCAAGCGUCUGCGUCCAACGCGGACCAGGCGUACGCUGCCAACAUGUUCUCCUUCCUGCGGGCCUUUGGUCAGACACUUGGUGUUGCCAUCGGUGGUGUCGUCUUCCAGAAUCAGGCCAAGAGAAAGAUGCUCACAUACCCUCUGCUCGCAGACAAAGCAGCCGAGUACAGCCAAGACGCUGCUGGGCUGGUGGAGCUCAUCAAGAGUCUCCCUGCCGACUCUCCGAUGAAGCUGCAACUUCGCGAGUCCUACACCGAGGGACUCAGGUAUGUAUGGAUUGUCAUGACAGUCUUCGCCUUUGUGGCAUUCAUCGCGAACUUCUGGAUCAAGGCGUACUCUCUGGACGCCGCACUGGAGACUGAACAGGGUUUCAAGGAGAAGAGAAAGAGUCAGGACGUCGAGCAGGAGCCUUAGGCGCAGCGAGACGUAAACUUGACUCGGAAAGGCAAGUCGGAUGUAGACCGAAGUAGAUGUUUUCUUCUCUUACUGUACGGCAUCAGCGCGGCGUUGGCAUAGAUUGGUCGCAUGCGAGUAUUGUGGGACUUUUCCAUGUUAGAUAGUACGACCUCACUCACAGCAAUGAGUGUGACAUAAUGUAAUUCACGGACCCUCUUC
Molecule: messenger RNA, 2303 nt
Organism: Paraphaeosphaeria sporulosa
Lineage: Eukaryota; Fungi; Ascomycota; Dothideomycetes; Pleosporales; Didymosphaeriaceae
Product: MFS general substrate transporter
Exons: 3
Coding region: 411-2102 (563 amino acids)
Biological process (GO): transmembrane transport
Molecular function (GO): transmembrane transporter activity
Source: RefSeq, a predicted model, not a curated record